CUUUGAGCAGACAUCAUGGCCGGCGUUUUCAAAGUUUUCAAUAGAAGUUUUUCUUCGAGUGCUUCUACAAUGGCACAAAUUAAGCAAGUGACAGUUAUUGGUAGUGGUUUAAUGGGCGCUGGAAUUGCACAGGUUGCUGCUUCAACAGGACAUAAUGUUGUAUUAGUUGAUCAAAACCAAGACAUAUUAGAUAAAUCCAUGGGUAAUCUCAGGAAAAGUUUACAAAGAGUUGCCAAGAAGAAAUAUGCUGAUGAUGCAGCAGGUGGAGAAAAUUUUGUUAAGGAUGUAUUAGGGAAAAUUCAAACAGAAACAGAUUCAGCGAAAUCAGUGUUAAAAGCAGAUUUGGUAAUAGAAGCUAUUGUUGAAAAUUUAGAUGUUAAAAGAAAGUUAUUUAAACAACUAGAUCAAGCUGCUCCUCAACAUACAAUAUUUGCCAGUAAUACAUCAUCCUUACCAAUCAGUGAUAUAGCCACUUCAACUAAACGACUAGAUAGAUUUGGUGGUUUACAUUAUUUUAACCCUGUGCCAAUGAUGAAAUUGGUUGAGGUUAUAAGAAUUCCAGAUACAAGUGAUGAUACUUUUAAAUCUUUGGUAGAAUUUGGUAAAGCGAACGGUAAAGUCACAGUGGAAUGCAAGGACACUCCCGGUUUUAUUGUAAAUAGAUUAUUAGUACCUUAUAUGAUGGAAUCUGUAAGACUGGUGGAAAGAGGUGAUGCCAGCCCAAGAGAUAUUGAUACAGCCAUGAAGCUAGGUGCAGGCUAUCCAAUGGGACCAUUUGAAUUAGCUGAUUAUGUUGGUUUGGAUACUGUCAAAUUUAUUAUUGAUGGUUGGUGUGAGAAAUAUCCUGAUAAUCCCCUGUUCCAACCAUCAGCAAUGGUCAAUAAAUUAGUAUCAGAGGGUAAACUUGGUAUGAAAACUGGAGAAGGUUUUUAUUCACAUAAGAAGUAGACUUAAAUGAAUGCAGCUUAAAAAAACAUUUACCAACCUUUUUUUAGUAAACACUGGCUGACCAAAAGACAAUCUUUCCUUAAUAACAGAUCAACUUUGACUUCCUUAACUUUUGUAUCUACAUUUUGUAAUGAGCCUGCGAGUUGAAUAAUUAAUUCUAUAUGUAUAAAUAUCAGUAUUUUAGAAGUAUUCUGUGUAAUGAUUUUUUUGUUGUUAUCAGUGUUUGUUCUGGGAAGUAGUUGGUUAUUCCAAAUGAUUUGUAAUUACAAUCUACAUAAUAGUGAAUAAGUAUUAAAUAUCAAGUUUACUGUUUCUGUUAAAUGUACAAUCCUCCACUGUAUAAGUGAGAAAUAAAAACAAUGAUGCCACA
Molecule: messenger RNA, 1318 nt
Organism: Lottia gigantea (owl limpet)
Lineage: Eukaryota; Metazoa; Mollusca; Gastropoda; Lottiidae
Exons: 8
Coding region: 16-948 (310 amino acids)
Biological process (GO): fatty acid beta-oxidation
Cellular component (GO): mitochondrion
Molecular function (GO): NAD+ binding; (3S)-3-hydroxyacyl-CoA dehydrogenase (NAD+) activity
Source: RefSeq, a predicted model, not a curated record